AUGGUCAACGAAGACGCGGUCAGCGCCAUCAACGCCGCCCCGGCCCCGGCCAAGGUCGCUGAUGAGAUCGAUGGGGAUGAGGAGCUGUUGCCGGCCACAGAGCCAGUGAAGGAAGAGGCUGCCGUCAAGGACAAGAUUCCAUCGGCUUCACUCUGCAAGCUGUUUUCCAUGAUCGAAGCUGUGGACGCGGUGGUGCUCUUCUUCGGCGUCAUAGGUGCUGCCGGAAACGGCCUGGCGCAGCCACUGAUGUGCAUCGUGUUCGGAGACCUCAUCGAUGGCAUGGGAAGCAACGCCGUGGGGCUGUCGCCGGAGAUGCUUGCGGCAGGCAUGGAGACUAUGAUGACAAAGAUGCAGGAACUGAGCAUCACCAUGUGCCUCGUGGGCCUUGGCUCCUUCGUCGGAGCCUCGCUUCAGGGGUCUUGCUUCAAGAUCUUCGCCGAACGGCAGGCGCUGAAAUACCGUUCUUUGUACUUCGACGCAGUACUGCACCAAGACGUCGGCUGGUUUGACAAGAAGGAGAUUGCUGCGCUCCCAGCGGAGAUCAAUGAUGACCUUGAGAAGAUUCAGGAUGCUUUCGGUGACAAGUUUGGCAAUGGGAUUAUGUCUCUGGCAGCAUUCUUUGGCGGCUUUGGCUGUGCAUUUGGCAUGGGCUGGCUGAUCGCCCUUGUGAUGUGCGCCAUCCUUCCCUUCAUGGGAGUUGGCGCCAUGGUUAUGGGCCAGGCAAUCCAGGAAAUCAUGCUGGAGUCGCAGAGCUGGUAUGCCAAGGCGUCAGCUGUUGUUGAGGAGUGCCUCUACGCCAUGCGCACGGUUGUGGCCUUUGGUGGAGAGCACCGCGAGCUGAAGAAGUUUUCGGCGGCCUUGGUCCACACUCGGCGUGGGGGCAUCAGGAACGGCUUCAAGGUUGGCAUGGGCAUGGGCUACACGAUGAUGAUCGUUUUUUUGGGCUACGCUCUGGCCUUCUGGUUCGGCAUGACGCUCCGCUACCACGACCAGAUAAACCCAGCCACAGGCGAGCUGUGGAAUCCCGGCACCAUCAUGUCCAUCUUUUUCUGCAUCUUCAUCGGGAGCUUCAUGAUUGGGAACCUCGACCCGAGCUUGAAGGCCAUGAAGGCGGCGCAAGCCGCAGCUGGGCGUUUCUACUCCGUCUUCAACAGCAAGCCCGUGAUCCAGUGCCGACUGCAGGACACGCGAGAGGGCAUCGACAGCAUCGACAGUUUCGAAUUCAACGAUGUGCACUUCACUUACCCGGCACGUCCGGAUGUCAAGGUCCUCAACGGCCUGUCCCUGACCAUCCAGCGGGGCCAGAAGGUCGCCUUCGUCGGCGAAUCCGGCUCUGGGAAGUCCACGGUCAUGGCCCUCUUGGAGCGGUUCUACGAUCCCGACUCCGGCAAGGUUCUGGUCAACGGCACGGACAUGACAUCCUUCAAGGUCAGUGCCCUGCGGCGUUGCAUUGGUUAUGUUGGUCAGGAGCCGGUUCUCUUCGCAAGCUCAAUUCGCAACAACAUCAUGCAGGGCAAUCCGGAGGCCAGCAAGGAGGACUUCGCCAAAGCCUGCCAGGAUGCCCAGCUGGACUACGUGGAGAGCCUGCCGGACCAGUACAACACCUUCGUGGGUGCUGGCGGAGGGCAGCUAUCGGGAGGUCAGAAGCAGCGCAUCGCCAUCGCCAGGGCUUUGCUCAAGAAAGCUUCCUUCCUCUUCCUGGAUGAGGCUACAAGCGCACUGGACAACGCAUCAGAAAAGAUGAUCCAGGCAACCAUCGACAACAUCAGCAGCAACAUGACAGAAGGUCUGGGCAUUGUCAGCAUUGCCCACCGGCUGUCGACUGUUCGUAACGCCGACCUGAUCUAUGUCCUCAGCCGGGGCUCGCUGGUCGAGCGGGGGGACCACAAAUCCCUGAUGGAGAAGAAAGGCAUGUACUAUGCCUUGGUGGCGGCGCAGGAGUCCUCCCACAAGGCAGAUGAAGACGAGAACCUAGACACUGAGUCCAGUGGCAGCUUUGAUCAUCGAAGGAAACAAUCCACCGUGUCGGAAGAGUCGGAGACUGCUCGCAAAGCGAAGGAGAAGCAAGCAGAGGAAGAGCGAGAGAAGGACAUCGUCAAAAACUACAAGGUCCCCAUGAUGCGCUUGCUGAGCUACAACAAGCCGGAGUGGCCCUACUUUGUGCCUGCGGUCCUUGGUGCGUUGGCUGAUGGCGCUUCGAUGCCAAUAUGUACGAUUGCCCUCGUGGGCUCCAUGGAGGGCUUCUUCAAGACAGACAAGGAGGCCAUGAGAGCUGACCUCGAGCUCAUGGCCAUUAUUUUCGUCAUCAUCGGUGUCAGCAACCUGGUUGCCGCGACAAUUUCACACGGCUGCUUCUCAAUUCUGGGAGAGGCCAUGAGCCAGCGCCUUCGCAUUGCCAUCUUGACGGACAUGUUCCGCCAGGAGGUAGGCUUUCACGACGAUCCCACGCACACGCCCGGGAUGCUGUCGAAAGCCCUUGAGCUGUGGGCCUUCCGCGUCACCGUGCUGUGCAAGUCCGUGCAAGCCAAGGCUGGGGCAAUGGCAUCGCUUGUGGUUGGCCUCGUCAUUGGCUUCGUUUACUGCUGGCAGAUGUCUUUGGUCAUGCUUGGUUCGAUUCCCAUCAUGGUCAUCGCCAAUGCCAUCCAGAUGGUCGUUCUGAUGGGCGCUUCCAAACAGGAGAAUUCCAACCUCACGAACGCCCAGCAGAUCAUCGUCGACUCUGUCAUGAACGCCAGGACUGUUCAGGCCCUGGGGGUGGAGAAGUCCCUGGUCUCCCUGUACAUGGGUUGGGUGAAGAAGUCAUCUGUGGGCAUGUGGAGCCGCAACAUUCUUGCUGGCUUGGGCUUCGGUGUGGCCAACGGCAUCAUGUUCCCCGUGAUGGCGGGCGGCUUCUACGUGGCUUCAAUCCUCAUCCGCGACGGAACUGCCGACUUCAAGGGGGUCAUGAUGGCUUUCAUGGGUGUCUUCUAUGCUGGUAUGGGGGCGGGCCAAGCUGCCGUGAUGGCGGGCGAUGCGACGAAGGCGAAGGUGGCGUGCCACGACAUGUUCAAGCUGAUGGACCGAGUUUCCCAAAUCGACGGCCUAGAGCCAUCAGGAGAGGAGCCCAAAGAACUCCAAGCUGGACACAUCGAGUUUCAGGAUGUCAAGUUCUUCUAUCCUUUCCGCCCAGAGAUCCAGGUCCUGAAGGGCAACCUGGUAGUCAAAUCAGAGCUGUUUCCUUGGUCCGAGCCCUGCUCUGUUUCGAUCAAUACCCCCUCCCCCGACCAAAGCAUCAACUUCACCAUCUCUGCGGGAAUGUCCGUGGGCUUGGUUGGGCCAUCUGGAGGCGGCAAGAGCACAGUGAUGUCCCUGAUCCAGCGAUUCUACGACCCCCAAGAGGGCAGCGUUUUCAUCGGCAAGGAGCGCUUGGCCCUGAGCAGUGUGAACAUUCGAUGGUGGCGUCGGCAGAUCGGCUUCGUGGGACAGGAGCCUGUGCUGUUCAACACCACCGUGAGGAGCAACAUCAUGUAUGGGCUGUCUGACGAUGAGCAGGUCAGCGAGGAUUACGUCAGGAAGUGCGAGGGCAUGUGCAACCUCGGGUUCCUGUACAAGAAUGGCAACAAAGGCCUCGAGACAGAAGUGGGUCCUCGAGGAAGCCGUCUCUCAGGUGGUCAGAAGCAGCGUGUUGCCAUCUGUCGAGCCCUCAUCCGCAACCCGCCGGUGAUGCUGCUUGACGAGGCAACCAGUGCGCUUGACACGCAAAGCGAAGCCAUUGUGCAGAAGGCGCUGGAGGCUGCGCGUGAGGGUCGCACCUCUUUUGCCAUCGCUCACCGCCUUUCUACAGUACAAGGUUGUGACAUCAUUCUCGUGAAUGCUGACGGCCGUGUUGUGGAAAGUGGCAAUCACACCCAGCUGAUGCAGCAGAAAGGAGUGUAUUACAAGCUCCAAAUGCAGUCGCAGAAAUGA
Messenger RNA from Symbiodinium natans, 3945 nucleotides. The record is from the annotation of a GenBank genome assembly. Lineage: Eukaryota; Dinophyceae; Suessiales; Symbiodiniaceae.